Sesamum indicum (sesame) is the source of this 3398-nucleotide messenger RNA. Its product is annotated as Alkaline-phosphatase-like family protein. Gene Ontology annotation, biological process: GPI anchor biosynthetic process. Gene Ontology annotation, cellular component: endoplasmic reticulum membrane. The record is from RefSeq and is a predicted model, not a curated record. Gene Ontology annotation, molecular function: mannose-ethanolamine phosphotransferase activity. NCBI's taxonomy places the organism in Eukaryota, Viridiplantae, Streptophyta, Magnoliopsida, Lamiales, Pedaliaceae.
UUUAGAACUCGGGUUGUAAGUAUUUUCCGUACGUCAAUCGUUCUGUCUGUACCAGGUCGUCGCCACCUCUCCGCCGCAGUUCCGCCGCCACGCCGGUGAGUCAUACCCACGCCGCGGAACAGCCAGAAUUGCAAGAAGUCCCUUUCACGUUGUAUUGAAGAUUGCUCACCAGUUUUGGAAGAGCUGAAAUGGGAAUGCCGGCAAAAUGGGCUUCCGGGAGGAAUGGGGACUUGGGUGGGUGGAAAUGGGCUAUCGCAGUUUCCCUGGGAAUAAUGCUGCUUCACAGCUUGUCCAUUUUGCUUUUCACUAGGGGUUUCCUUCUCACCCGCUCUGAGCUUUCCCAAUAUAGUCAAUGCAACGAUGUUGCGGACUCUCCCUGCUUCCCUCCUCCUCCUGAUCAAAAUGCCAACGGAAGUUGUUGGACCAAACCGGCUGUUGAUCGUCUUGUUAUCAUUGUUCUAGAUGCUCUAAGGUUUGAUUUUGUUGCUCCAAGUGCAUUUUUUGCAGAGAAGAAACCAUGGAUGGAUAAGUUACAAGCAAUACACAAAUUCGCUAGUCAGAAUCAAUCUACAGCUGGAAUUUUCAAAGCUAUAGCGGAUCCCCCUACCACCAGUUUGCAGCGUCUAAAGGGUCUGACUACUGGUGGGCUUCCCACGUUCAUUGAUGUAGGAAACAGCUUUGGUGCUCCAGCAAUUGUUGAAGAUAACUUGAUACAUCAGUUGGUUCAAAAUGGAAAGCGGGUGGUGAUGAUGGGGGAUGACACAUGGUUGCAAUUGUUUCCACAUCAUUUCGUCAGAUCUUAUCCCUUCCCGUCUUUCAAUGUCAAAGACCUUGAUACGGUAGACAACGGAUGCAUCAUGAACUUAUUCCCCACUCUGUAUGAAGAAGAUUGGGAUGUGCUAAUAGCACAUUUUCUGGGUGUUGAUCAUGCUGGCCAUAUAUUUGGUGUCGACUCUACCCCAAUGAUACAAAAAUUGGAGCAGUACAAUGAAAUUAUAGAGAAAGUUGUCUCAGUGCUUGAGAGCCAAAGUGGACCUGGGGGUUUACAUGAAAAUACAAUGCUUCUUGUUAUGGGAGAUCAUGGGCAAACCAUCAAUGGGGAUCAUGGGGGAGGUGCUGCGGAGGAGGUGGAAACAGCAAUUUUUGCAUUGAGUUUAAAGAAGCCUCCGCUCCCACCACCUGCUGCAGCUGAUAGCUCGUCUUGCAAGUUGGAUAUGCAUGGGAGGAGGAUUUGCAUUAACUCUAUUCCACAGCUUGAUUUCGCUGCCACUGUGUCCGCCCUGCUUGGUCUUCCCUUUCCCUUUGGGAGUAUUGGGCGUGUUAAUUCUCAACUCUUUUCCUUAGCUGGUGGAACAUUGAAUCAGGAAAAGUCAACCACUGGUGAUGAUAGCAGUCCAUUGGAAGUUGAAAAUUGGAUGCAAUACUAUGUCAAUGUCCUCUGUAUUAAUUCUUGGCAGGUGAAGAAAUACAUUGAUGUCUAUUCAUCUUUGUCAUUAAUUGGAUUUUCAGAGAAAGACUUGCUGCACGUAUCAAAGCUGUAUGCUGAAGCACAGGAGCUUUGGUCAAGCACUUCAAAGAAUUUUUCACUGGACAAAAGUCACAAGGCGUUUGCACCCUUACCUGUCGUCAAACAGCAACUUGAUGCGUACUCUAAAUUUUUGGGAAGUGUUGCUGCUCUAGCGCGAUCCAACUGGACUGAGUUUAAUUUGAAGCUGAUGGGUUUAGGCUUCUUCAUUAUGUUAAGUUCACUCUAUCUGCAUCUAUUUCUUAUCAGGAGGUUGGACAAGCAAUGUGGACUUCAAUCUUGUUUGUCUCGCUAUUCUAGGGAAUUCUUUGGGGUUACUUUUGCUUGUAUUCUGGUUCUGAUACGUGCCUGCAGUUUCCUUUCUAACAGUUUUAUUUUAGAAGAAGGGCGAGUGGCUAGUUUUCUUUUGGCAACAAUUGCAAUAUAUCAACUACGUUGUGCAAUAGCAAAGAAGAUAAUGUUACUCGAAGCGCUUGGGCUUUGUCUUUUGGUUCCUAUGCUCAGAAUCAGUAUUGAACUUGGGCAAUUGAAGCAGGCUGUGAAUUCAUUAUUCUUGAAAGUUGAUCCUUCAAGGACACUGGGCAUUGACAAUGACUCUCAGCUCUGGAUGUAUGUUGCUGAAGUCCUGCCUAUAUCAGCUCUUAUUAUGGUUGCAUGUCUGCUGUACAAGAGCACUGCUUCUUGUUCCUCUCAGGGAAUUUUGAAGUAUGUGGUUGCAGUAACUUUAUGUAAUUAUAUGCUCAUACCUUUACAUUGGGCCUCAGAUAGUAGCCUGUUUAGUCUGCCCCCGUUUCUUGAGGGGAUAAAAGGAAACAUAAUUCCUCGAGUAACCUAUGCUGCUGGACUUCUACAACUGUCGUUAUUGGCAAUAAGUCAACUGGUUGUUAGGGAGAGAGCUCAGAAUUUGGAAGAAUGUACGGUUGCUAAAGUGUUGGCCUUGUUAUCUGCCUGGAGUUCAACGAUCAUUAUUCUGUCUGGAAAACAAGGUCCCUUGGUUGCAUUAGCAUCAUCAAUUGGAGGUUGGUGCUUAACUAGGUUAAUGGCCUUGGAACAGGAUACUCGCAGUGAGUCUUCUAGAUCUUCACUCUCUUAUGUACUUCCUGUGACCCAAUGGAGCCUUCUGGCUGUCUGCAUGUUCUUCAGUACAGGUCAUUGGUGUGCUUUUGAUGGCCUCAGAUAUGCAGCCGCAUUUAUUGGAUUUGAUGAAUUCAACCUUUUUCGUCAAGCAAUCCUUCUGGCAAUCGACACAUUUGGUUUCUCUCACAUUCUUCCUAUAUUCGGACUUCCCCUCCUCGUUGCAUUCUGUUAUCCGCAAAGACAGAACAAACAAGUAUUUUCAAUGAGAUUAUGUCAAGUGUAUCUGAUUUAUGGAUUCAUCACAGCCGUACCAGUCACAUUCACAAUGUUAUGCGUCACAAUUCACAGGCGGCAUUUGAUGGUCUGGGGAUUAUUUGCCCCAAAGUUCGUCUUUGACAUCGUGGGUCUUCUUCUAGGCGACUUGUUAAUAUUUUUGUCAGCACUCUAUUACAACGCGUGAAUAGAUGCUGCAGAAAUCUGGCUCGUUCAUUUGCCUCCUUCCUCCGCCUUACAAUUUUUUGUUCUUAGAUGAAUGCUUAGAUAUAGAACUUGCCCACAAUUUUGGGAUAUCUGGAUCAGUUUAUAUCCACUCCCACUGCGCCGGGAUGAUACACGAUGAUGUUAUUUUUUCAUUUUAUGACAUCAUCAUUCACACGUCCAAUGGCUGGUAGACUCGCCUAGGCAGCUCAAAUGAGUAGCAUAAAAUUUCUCUUAUUCAGUACAUGUCUCGUUUCGAAGGCAUUGAAUCAUGUCCAAAUUUUGGCAAUUGGAAUAGUUAAUCAAGUAGAGUUCUUGA